This is a messenger RNA of Cuculus canorus (common cuckoo), 2924 nucleotides long. RefSeq lists its product as uncharacterized. The coding region runs from base 1157 to 2365 and encodes 402 amino acids. NCBI's taxonomy places the organism in Eukaryota, Metazoa, Chordata, Aves, Cuculiformes, Cuculidae. The record is from RefSeq and is a predicted model, not a curated record. The transcript is spliced from 2 exons.
CUGUGUUGGAAAACUCUAGUUUGUCUUACUAAAAUGUAGUCGAAUAACUAAUAGUUCUAACAAUUCUAUUAAAUAUAGUUAAAAACUAACUACUCUGUUGAAAUUUCGCUUGCUCCAGGGUAUAGUCUCAGGUAUCCUUAUUUGGGAAGGAAUGCUGAAAACUCUUACUGAGCCAGAAGAAAUCUUAUCUAUGUUAACAGGACAUAGAGUUGGUAUCUUUUCUAAUGCAAGCAGUAAACUUGCAAAGAGAUAACAGUUUGCAUAAAAAUGUAAAGAAUGCUGAAAAUGUUGCAAGACCUGAUGUGACAAUCACCGAAAUGAAUAUGUAGGUUGCAUCCCUUUUGAAUAUGUAACAGAUUGAGCAACACUUUAAGGAUAAAUGGCGAACGCGAUGUGACGGUCUUUGAACCAGAUUUGGGUGCGUACCCCUGGUUCCCGGGGCCUCGAAAUAAAGCACCGCAUAUAACCUUCUUCGUAUGGUUAUGUGUUUGUCUUUACGCUAACAGUUUUGGCGACCCAGAUGGGACCUCGCGGGCAUUGCUGAGGCGGCUCGCAUCGAUCCCGCUCCGGCCGGCACCGAGUGAUUCUCGGGGAGCCAUCGACCGCAACCGACCUCUGCUGCCCCCGACGGACCGAGGAUUAUAUUGGCACCCACCGGAAGAAUAGAAAUGUGAGAUAUCAUCCAGAACAAAAUGCCAUUCUGUCUUGCACGGUUUGAAAUCAGAAAGUGGAAGUAACAUCGGGAAAAGGAAUCCAAUUCGACAUUAACAAAGGAUUGGAAAAGAUAAUAGUAUCCCAUAGAAAAAGGCGAGAUAUAGAGCCCACUCCAACACCACAGGUAAUACACCUCCCCUCAAGGGACCCCGAGGAAAACCUAAUAAUAGGCUUAAUUAAGGAUUUUGCAGGAAUACAGAAUACCAGUAAAAUUACUGCUUGCCUUCCAGUUCCUAAGGCAGCGGGGGAACCUAUAAACUGGGGAAUAAUAACUUUCCCUCUCCCGACAUCACAGGGAAAUAAGACUGAGUGCAAACAAAUAACCAUAGAAAAGGAACGGCAGGUCAGGGUAAAAGGGGAAUGGCUGCCAGAACAGAUUUGUAACCAGCUCGCAAACUCCACCUUCAUUACUAAGAAUUCAGGAGGAGAAUUUGGGGUAUGUAUGUAUGAUAGAAUUAUCACAAAAACAGAGACACAAUGGGAAUGCCAAGAAAGACAAAAACAAUUAGAAUGGGAAACCAUUUGGUCAACUAAUAUCUUGCAAAAAUUCCACUAUGGUGGUAACACUUCGUGGUGUAUCAAAUGGGAGGGAAAGCAGGACGCAACAAUUCCAACCGAAACCCUUUUGGCCAAUAAUGGAGUUAGUCGAGAAGUGAUACAAAACGUACCUUGGUGGAAUUGUUCUGAAAUAUGGGACUGUGAUUCAAACCCAGAUGAAAUAACAAUACCCCCCGUAAGAGUGGCUUUAAAGGCUGGGUGCGCCUGCCGGGGAUACAAAAGUGGAGGACAGAUGAUCCCCUAUCAUAAACCAGAUUGUAAGUAUUCAACUAUUAAGAGUAUGGGAAAUUUUGUAUGGGCCAAUAGUGAUGGAACGUGGACUACCCAUUUACCAGUUACGGGGAAGGUUAAAGAAAUCACAUUAGGCUUACCCACCUUAUGCCCAAUUUGGAAACGUUCCCCUUUUAAAGGGAAACUGGAAACUCUACAAAUCAACAGAAUCAAAAGAGAUAUAAAGGAAGAUGAUACAUGGCAGAAGCCCUCUACAGGAGUGAAGGUAGGAUGGGCCCUUGAAUCUCUCUUUGCUGCUCCAGUAGCUACUUACCGAAAUAGAGACAUGAUUUACAAAUUAAUAGGGCAGACUGAAAGGUUAGCUAGAGUUACUAAAAAGGGGUUCAGAGAUUUGAAUAUGCAGCUCAAAGCAACGACAAAAAUGACUUUGCAGAACAGAAGGGCAUUAGAUAUCUUAUUAUUGAAGGAACAUGGCGUUUGCGGAUAUUUAAAGGAUCGAGUUGAUCACUGCUGUGUGCAUAUACCGAAUGUAACCAUGGAUAUAGAAUAUGACAUAUCUCAACUCAAGAGAAUUGAACAAGAAGCUGAAGAAGAAAGAAAAGAGAUCGGCCAUAAUUGGAUAGGAGAAUUAUUUAAUGGAUUGGGGAUUCAUUUAGGCGGGUGGCUACAAUCGCUUUUAGAAACUAUUUGCACACUCUUGUUAGUAUUCCUGGUCAUCUACCUAGUAUACUUGUGUAUCCGUCAAGAAAUCACCUGUAACACUAGCUGGACGCAUAAGAUUAUAGGAGCAGUAACCCGGGAAUACCCACGACGCCUGACCCCGCCACCGAAGUACUACGAGACUACGAGAAUGGAGAACUAAGGUGAAAAACUGAAAAAUGGAAAUACCUUCUUAAUGAAAGAAAGUAUUUCCAAAGGGGGGAAAUGUUGGAAAACUCUAGUUUGUCUUACUAAAAUGUAGUCGAAUAACUAAUAGUUCUAACAAUUCUAUUAAAUAUAGUUAAAAACUAACUACUCUGUUGAAAUUUCGCUUGCUCCAGGGUAUAGUCUCAGGUAUCCUUAUUUGGGAAGGAAUGCUGAAAACUCUUACUGAGCCAGAAGAAAUCUUAUCUAUGUUAACAGGACAUAGAGUUGGUAUCUUUUCUAAUGCAAGCAGUAAACUUGCAAAGAGAUAACAGUUUGCAUAAAAAUGUAAAGAAUGCUGAAAAUGUUGCAAGACCUGAUGUGACAAUCACCGAAAUGAAUAUGUAGGUUGCAUCCCUUUUGAAUAUGUAACAGAUUGAGCAACACUUUAAGGAUAAAUGGCGAACGCGAUGUGACGGUCUUUGAACCAGAUUUGGGUGCGUACCCCUGGUUCCCGGGGCCUCGAAAUAAAGCACCGCAUAUAACCUUCUUCGUAUGGUUAUGUGUUUGUCUUUACG